Drosophila navojoa is the source of this 1293-nucleotide messenger RNA. It is a transcript of the gene Lst8, whose product is annotated as MTOR associated protein, LST8. Gene Ontology annotation, biological process: regulation of actin cytoskeleton organization; TOR signaling. The record is from RefSeq and is a predicted model, not a curated record. NCBI's taxonomy places the organism in Eukaryota, Metazoa, Arthropoda, Insecta, Diptera, Drosophilidae. Gene Ontology annotation, cellular component: TORC2 complex; TORC1 complex. Gene Ontology annotation, molecular function: protein binding.
CGAAAGUUUGCAGUUCUAGUAAGAAUAUCCAAAUAUUUUAAUAAAUUUUAAAGCUAGGCAAUUGCAAUGAUAAAUUUAAGCAAACAAUAACAACCGAAGUGUACUGCAAUGGAAGCGACGGAAGACCAGCUAAUACUGGCCACAGGCGGCUACGACCAUACCAUCAAAGUGUGGCAGGCGCACACCGGCAACUGCAUUAAAACCAUGCGCUUUGUAGAGACAUCGCAAGUUAAUGCGCUAGACCGUACGCCAGAUAAGACGCGCCUGGCCGCGUGUGGCUAUCAGUGUAUACGUUUAUAUGACUUGGAAUCCAAUUGCACGGCGCCGGUCAUAAAUUUUGAUGGUGUACAAAAGAAUGUCACACGGCUGGGUUUUCAGGAGGAUGGCAACUGGAUGUUCACUGCUGGCGAGGAUCAUCGUGUACGCAUCUGGGACAUGAUGUCAGCGCCGCCUCACUGUUCCCGGGUGUUCGAUUGCCAGGCGCCCGUGAAUGCCGCCUGUCUGCAUCCGAAUCAAGUGGAAAUUGCAAUGGGCUCACAGAAUGGCGGCGUCUAUCUGUGGGAUGUGAAGUCAGAGGUGCAUGAGCAGCUGGUGCCCGAGGUGGAUGCCUCAAUACAGGACGUGGCCAUUUCGCCAAAUGGCCAUUAUAUGGCCGCGGCCAACAACAAGGGCAACUGCUACAUCUGGGAGCUGAGAAGCAGUCCCGGCCAGAAUUUGAGCACAAUGAGUCCAAAAAAGAAAAUCCAAGCACACAGCCGUUCCAUACUUCGCUGCAAGUUCAGUCCCGACUCAAGUCUCCUGGUCACAACAUCGGGCGAUGGCACCGCCUGCAUUUGGCAGACAGAUAAUUUCAGCAAGUUGCACGAGCUCUCUAUUAAAAACUUUUGGAUCUGGGAUGCUGCAUUCAGCGCCGAUUCCAAAUGGCUAUUCACAGCCUCCUCCGAUGGCAUUGCUCGGCUAUGGAAGCUACAAACGAAGAACUGCGUGCGCGACUACACGGGCCACACCAAGGCAAUUACGGCUCUGUCCUUCAAGGACGAAAUUGUGGCCGACUAACUUAUAAGCAUAGCGUUAGUUCUAGCUGUAAACAAAUAGACAAAUAGGUAUACAAAGCAGCCACUCGCAUUGUCCGCGCUGGGACGGAUGCUUGGAUAAUAUGGAAUAGGAACAGCAAAGAACCGAUUCUGAAUGGUUUCAGAAUGCGAUAUGAAAGAUGAUGCUUGAGCGUGAAUCUUUUUGGAGGCAGCCGGGUCCGAGGCGACAUUUGAAAGGACAAAGGACAACAAACAAAAA